Phacochoerus africanus (Common warthog) is the source of this 512-nucleotide messenger RNA. RefSeq names its product ATP synthase subunit g, mitochondrial-like. Bases 61 to 372 code for a protein of 103 amino acids. NCBI's taxonomy places the organism in Eukaryota, Metazoa, Chordata, Mammalia, Artiodactyla, Suidae. The record is from RefSeq and is a predicted model, not a curated record. The transcript has a single exon. Gene Ontology annotation, molecular function: proton transmembrane transporter activity. Gene Ontology annotation, biological process: proton motive force-driven ATP synthesis.
CUUCCUGGCGGGUGACAUUCAGCCAGCCAGUCGCAGCGACGGACCUUCACUCCUAGAACCAUGGCCCAGUUUGUCCGUAACCUCCCGGAGAAGGCACCGGUCUUGGUUAACGCUGCUGUGACUUACUCGAAGCCUAGAUUGGCCACAUUUUGGCACUAUGCCAAGGUGGAGCUGGUUCCUCCAACCCCUGCUGAGAUCCCUACAGCUAUUCAGAGCCUGAAAAAAAUAGUCAAUAGUGCUCAAACUGGUAGCUUCAAACAGCUCACAGUUAAGGAAGCUCUGCUGAAUGGUUUGGUGGCCACCGAGGUGUUGAUGUGGUUUUAUGCCGGCGAGAUCAUAGGCAAGCGUGGCAUCAUUGGCUAUGAUGUUUAAAGACCAAUCUUUUAACAUGUCAUUAUAUUUGGUUUAUUAUUUCGGUGUUCUUGGACCAUGUGUGAUCAGAUUGGUAUUUGAAUAAAAUAAGACAGCGUGUCAAAAUCAGUGUUUUCUCUAUCAAACACUGUAUGGAAGGU